AUGAUUGAAAUUAAAAGCUCAAUUCCUGAAGGAAGAAAUCCAUCACAAAUUUACGAUAAUUUCAUAGUGAAUAGCAUGGAACAGAAUAUAAAUGUACAUUACUUUGCAUUGAGUGAGAAUCAGGCCCCAUUGGUAACAACGAAUACUGAUCAACAAUUACAAGUGAUAAUCGAUCAGGUGGUGAGUAAGCAAACUAUAAUUGUCAUUUCGAGUGAAUCCUACACGACGAAUAUUCUCUUUUCUAUCACUGACAAGUACUCAAUAGUGAAGAGUAACUUCCUUGCCAAUAUUCAAUAUAUUUUGGUUAAUUCAAAAUUUAAGGCAACUUUCAAGUUUAAGGAUGAAAGUCUUUCUUCUCAGAUAACUGUUAAAUACUAUUGUGAUGAUUUGUGUGGAGCUAAUACAUUUAUUUCAACUAAGGAUGCUUAUAUUUGGAAUAGUGGAGGAUCAACUAUGGAAUUGGAAAUGAGACAAAGAAUUGGAGCUAAUUAUACUACAUACAUUGGGUGUGACAAAUCUUCCAGUUUUACAUUUAUGAAUCCAAUUAAUGAGUGUGAAAAUGGUGACACUAAUUUAAUCAUUACUGUAGUGUUAUCUGUAGUUUUAGGUAGUUGUUGUUUGGCAUGCCUUUGUACGUGCUUAUUUUCUAUCCUAGGUUGUUUAAUUAAGUUGGCCCUUAAUUAA
Naegleria gruberi is the source of this 684-nucleotide messenger RNA. RefSeq lists its product as uncharacterized. NCBI's taxonomy places the organism in Eukaryota, Heterolobosea, Eutetramitea, Acrasida, Naegleriidae. The transcript has a single exon. The coding region runs from base 1 to 684 and encodes 227 amino acids. The record is from RefSeq and is a predicted model, not a curated record.